CGUCGUCAACGAGCAACAUGUACUAAUAUGCGGUUAGUCCCUACUAGAACCCGGAAAAAGCUGUUCAAUACUUUCUAGCUAGAAAGCCAGAGUGAAGAGAAUCAAUCAAUCAAUCAAUGGGUUUCUCCAAGGACAACCUCGAUCUUGUCUUGUCCCCGGUAGGGCUCAUCGUCAUGUUUGCCUAUCAGCUCUACUGUCUCUACAAAUACCACCGUUUCCCUAAAACGACAGUCCUGGGCAUGGAGAAUGAGGGUAAGAAAGCUUGGGUUGAGAGCAUCUUGCAGUUACAACUUAGCCAAAGAGCGACUGGAUCAACGGUCAUCGCAUCUAAUAUCACGGCAGCAACUUUCCUGUCCUCAGUCUGCCUAACCCUCUGCUCUCUGCUCGGAGCAUGGCUGUCAAACUCUUCCGGAAACCCAUUUCGGGGGAUCUGGAUCUACGGAAACAUGAGCACCUCGGCCACAGAGAUCAAGCUUCUCUGCCUCCUCACCUGUUUCCUGCUGGCUUUCUCGUGCUUCCUUGAAUCUAUGAGGCAGUUCGUGCUCGCGAGCUUUCUACUGACUACAUCUGACAGUUGUCAGGACGCGAUCGACUAUGCCAAGGCUGUGGUGGUCCGAGGAGGGGAGUACUGGUUUGUUGGACACAGGACACUCUACUUUGCCGUCAAUUUGUUGCUAUGGUUCUUUGGUCCCAUUCCUAUGUUUGCUGGGUCGAUAAUCUUGGUCAUGGUCCUCUAUUUCCAUGACACCUAUUGUGUCCGUCGACAGAGGUGUCCGCAUGAAAAGAUUGGUCCGAAUACUAACACCGGUGUCUCGGGAUAAUGAAAGAUCGAACCCAGGUUUGCCGUUUUCUUUUGAUUGAAGAAGUGAAUUUCCUCCCGUUAUGAAGUCCAAAGUGUAAAUUAAGGAGCCACGAAGAUCAGGGAACCAACUUCAAUCAUAUUGCAUAUUCAACACGGUAUAUUUGGAAGUAUGGCUAAAAUAAGGAACCAGUGAUUCUUAAGGGUA
Messenger RNA from Punica granatum (pomegranate), 1007 nucleotides. The record is from RefSeq and is a predicted model, not a curated record. NCBI's taxonomy places the organism in Eukaryota, Viridiplantae, Streptophyta, Magnoliopsida, Myrtales, Lythraceae.